AUGAAUCAUCAGGAGUUAAAAAUAGGAAGUUAUGUGUUGUUUUGCUGCUUAAUGAAACAGCGCCCUCAAGAGCCUACUAUUUAUUUAUUGCGAAACAUGGCGAAAAACAGAGCGACCCACGUUGUAGUGGACACAGUUGCAUUCUUUAAGAAUGUCCAGUUACAGGAAAUUGCUGAGACUGUGUACACUGUCCCGGACGUUGUAAGUGAGAUCAAAGAUGGAGCCACAAGGAAGAGAUUAGCGGUCUUACCGUAUGAGCUCAAAUAUAGAGAACCAUCCUCUGCAAGUAUUCAAACAAUCUCAGAGUUUGCCAAGAAGACUGGAGACUACCACAGUCUAUCUUCAGUGGACUUGAGGGUACUUGCUUUGGCUUAUCAACUGACUAAGGAACAUUGUGGUAUUGAGCACCUCAAACUGGCCCCUGAGAAAAAGGUAACUUUAACAAGUAAUACAAGGCCAUUGCAGAAAGCUACUGACAUUGUUGGAUUUUAUCUACCACCGAAGGAUACCAAAAACAAGGACAACAAAGAAGAGGCCAAGACUGAAGAAACACAGACUGAAGAAACCCAAGUCGAAUCUACUCCUCACCAAGACACUGAAGAAAAUCAAGACGUCCAACUUAAUCUUAGUAAACUCAAUGUUGAAGAAAAUAGUGAUAAACGGACAGAGCGGGUGGCAAACAGAGACAGUGAAGGACUUGAAGAACAACAAGUGGAACAAAAUACCAACACAGAUUCAAACCAACCCACAUCAGAGGUCAUAGGGCAGAGGUCAAAGGAUGACCUUGUGAACUCUUCAAGUACAGAUGCAGCUCAAGCUGAAACAGCGUCUUCAGGAGUUGCUCCUGAAGAUGAUAAGGAGAAUGUUGAGACAGAUGGAGUCGAGGGAGGAGAUGAUAUUGAUGGAGAAGAUGAUGCGGAUAAUUCUGAUGAAGAGAAUGAGGAGGGUGAAGACGGUGAUGAUAAUGAUGGAUGGAUCACUCCACAGAAUAUCAGUCGUAUUCGUGAAGGAGGUGUUAGCGACAUGCCAGAGGGAGUAGGGGUAGGAUGUAUGACAGCUGAUUUUGCCAUGCAAAAUGUGCUAAUCCAGAUUGGGAUCCCAGUCCUCUCUGUUAACGGAAUGCUCAUCAGGAGCACCAGGAGCUUUGUGCUGAGAUGUCGAGGCUGCUUCAAAAUUACAAACAAAAUGGACAAGGUCUUCUGCCCUCACUGUGGUAACAAGACAUUAAGCAAAGUAACCAUGACAACAGGUGAAGAUGGCAGUCAACGUAUUCAUCUCUCACAGCGAAAAGUCAUCAAUAAACGAGGAAUGAAGUUUCCUCUGCCACUACCAAAGGGAGGAAAACACGCUGAUAAUCCCAUCCUCGUAGCUGAUCAACCAAUCGCUCAUAAUCAUCUCUCUCGUAAAGCUCAGAUGAAGACAGAUAUCUUCAACUCGGAUUACGUGACCGGAACCUCUCCGUUUGCUUUGAAUGAUACAACCAGUAAAUCAGCACAGCUUGGUGUACGUGGUUUCACCAGUAACGCUGCCCACAAUCGACGCAAUCCUAACCAAGUCAAACCAAGAAAAGGGCGCAAGAAAUGAUGGAUAAAUUUUGAACUUAAAAAUUUGGCUGUAAAAGUGACACAACAUUUCUGCGAGAGAAAUUUGGCAUCAUUCAGUUUUAAAGGGGAGGGUCAUAGAUUGUUUUUUAUCAACAUUAUAUUGACUUAUAGGAAAUUGUCAAUAAAAAUACACUGUGAAAGUUUAAGCUGAAUUCAGUAUCUGCUCCUUGAGGAAAAAAUGUCACAGCGUUUUCCUUAAAACUUAUGCGGGGUACCAACCGUAUCUCAGUCCGCAGUUCAGAAACUUAUACCACAGAAAUGUCAAUCUCCAAAACUCCCCUUGCGGUGAGUUCUGGACAUUCAAUUUUUUCUUCAUAUCAGCGAUCUUGUUAUUAGAUGCAUUGCAUCCUGCAAAGGUCAAUCUCACUUUAAAAAUAUAAAAAGAAAUCAUCAUAAUUUUUUUUUUAUUGAGCUAUUUUACAAUUAUUAAUAGACAGUCCUUUUGAUAGUUUCAAAAAAAUUGAAUAAAUUUUAGAAACAAAAUCAGCAAAUCUAUGGUACUGAAGCAAAAUGUUAUAUUUUAAGAUGAUAAACUGCCUAUAUUUGAUCUCUGUAAGAUCUAUAUCAUUAAAGUGGUAAAUCAUAGUCAAGACGCAUACAUAUACAAAGGCCUAAAGCCUGCACAUGGAAGGAAUGUUAAACAUACACUGGAUAAUUGAUAGAAACUAUCCAUGGAAAUAUUAAAUGAAUAUUUGAAAAAUCUGGACAACAAAUGCUGUAAAAAAACUUUGUUUCUUUGGUGUAUUUUGUUUGUUUGCUUUGUAUUGAGGGUAUCAACAUGAUCAAUAAGAUAGAUCA
This is a messenger RNA of Asterias rubens (European starfish), 2402 nucleotides long. RefSeq names its product RNA-binding protein NOB1-like. Gene Ontology annotation, cellular component: preribosome, small subunit precursor. Bases 1 to 1584 code for a protein of 527 amino acids. NCBI's taxonomy places the organism in Eukaryota, Metazoa, Echinodermata, Asteroidea, Forcipulatida, Asteriidae. Gene Ontology annotation, molecular function: RNA endonuclease activity. The transcript is spliced from 8 exons. Gene Ontology annotation, biological process: maturation of SSU-rRNA; ribosomal small subunit biogenesis. The record is from RefSeq and is a predicted model, not a curated record.